Molecule: messenger RNA, 5808 nt
Organism: Paralichthys olivaceus (Japanese flounder)
Lineage: Eukaryota; Metazoa; Chordata; Actinopteri; Pleuronectiformes; Paralichthyidae
Product: KIAA0232 ortholog
Source: RefSeq, a predicted model, not a curated record
UAUGCCUACAUACAUAUUUGGUUUAGUUAGUUAGCUUUUUCUUUUUACAAUAACCUCAAACCCUAAUUAAUUAGAUUCCCCGUGAUGAGUUUAACCCGCUCAAUGCAUUACAUCAUAUUAUGCAUACACAUAUGUUGUGUUAGUCUUUCUUUUUAUAAUGUCCUCACACCCUCAUUGAUUAAACUCCGUGUGAUGACUUUAUCGUGACUUUAACAUGUCACAUCAAGCUGGGGGCACUAUUUGGGCUUCUGAUGCAAUCCUCUGGCGGAGGAAUCAAUCCUACGCGAGCAGGACGGCGGAGGUUCGCCUUGUUGCCUGGAUACGAACGCGGAGGGCGGCGCAUUCAGUGGCCCUUGCACGGAGUGAAACUGGCCUCCGGUGGCGGACAUUGCGGCUCGAGGUGGCAUGUGUCAUCGAGGGACGACCCCACUGCGGUCGGAGCCCGAAUGUCGCCGGUUUUCCUGACGUUGUUGAAGAAGCGCUUGGAUGUGAAGACAGCGCCAUUUCUGUCGGCGUCCAUGAUACGCGAUGCUACCGCAGCGGAUUCCAGAGCCUGAGCUCGGAACGGCAGCGGGAGAGAAAUAGCCGCUCCCCUUUCCCCCCGCGCCUCUCUACUUCAGCCCGCGGCAGGUUGUUGCCGGUGAAGUGAGACGUAGCCCAAAAAAUGGACCCCUCUGUCUGAGACGCAAACACAUCUUGUGUUCUCUCAGCAGCUGAGAACUAUCAGCAGCAUAAGCCAUGCCUGACGAGUAAAAUAACCUUUUCCUCAAAAAAAAAAAAAAAAAAAAAAAAAAGGAAAAAAAAAACCUACUACAUGUCUCCUCAUGUAGAGUUCCUUCAGUGCAUCCUGCUGGAGUGACUGCCCCCUCUUCCAGAUAGGUUCUGCCUCAUCCUCUCUCCGUACCCUUUUCCACCGACCACCCAUAAUUACCCAUCACAAUGCUGCUCCACUUGAGAAUGGCCAACACCUGAGGUCCCAUGCGUCCAGUGAGCACCGAUUCAGACGGUCCUGCUCCUCCUGAAAACUUCUCCUGCCCCUACCCCGUCGUGGGCCCCCUGCCUGCCUCAGAGAUGUCCCUUCUCCAGUCACUGGGUCCUGUGCAAAGCUGGCUUGGCCAGGAGCUUGAGAAGUGCGGGAUUGAUGCCAUGAUUUACACCCGCUAUGUCCUCAGCCUUCUCCUGCACGACAGUUACGACUACGACCUGCAGGACCAGGAAAACGACAUCUUCUUGGGCUGGGAGAAGGGAACUGGGAAGAAAUGGGGUAAGAGCAAGAAGAAGGGAGGGACUGACCUGAGUCUUGAGGAAAUGAAGAAACAAGCCGCUGUGCAAUGCCUCCGCUCCGCAUCUGAUGAAAACUCUGGAAUUGAGAGCCUGGUUGAAGAGCUUUGCUCUAAACUUAAGGACAUCCAAAACAAACAGAAAGAGGAAAAACAGAUUCAAAAGAAAUCUGAUGGCUCUCAGUCUCCAGAGCGAGCUGAGUCCCCCUCUUCAAAGGACCAGGUGGAAAUGUAUUAUGAAGCCUUUCCUCCUUUGUCAGAGAAACCUGUUUGUCUCCAAGAGAUCAUGACGGUGUGGAACAAGGCAAAGACCUGCGCAUACUCAAGUUCAUCAUCCUCUGCAGCCCCACAGACAAGCACGGAUACCUCCUCCCCAAAAGAUUGCAACAGUGAAGGCGAAGCUGCAAAGGAGAGAAAUCUCGAGGCGUGUAUUGUCACCAGUGAAAGAGGCCAGCAGCGACGAAGCAAGAAGGAGAAGGAAAACCGAUAUCAUGGUGGCGCAGCAGCAGAGGAGAAAUCUACCGUCCACUCUAAGAGACAGACCAGACACAGAUCUGAGGGCAAACACAGACCCAGAUCCUCGUCGUCAGGCUCUAGUGAGGCGGGCUCGAGCUCAAGUGGGAACCAGGGUGACACCAAGUCAUCUAGAAGCAAGGCAGUUAGAAUAAGGCACAAAUCCAGAGAGGCUGCAAAGAACAAGAGAACACGCAACAGUGGACAGGUGAAGCUGCAGGUGAAGGUAAUUGACAAAGACGAGCAAAGAAACACAGGGGGGAGCAGCAGCAGCGCUACCGGGGGUGCUGCCAAACAACCACAGCUUUACAAAAAGGGGAAGAGGCUGCUAAAGGAGAUUCGUAAAGAUCCAGGCUGGGUGGAAGCAAAAGAGUUCGGAGUUGAGGCCGGAAAUAAAAAGGAAUACAUGGAGGAGCCACUUUGGUAUACUGAGCCCAUCACAGAGUAUUUUGUACCUUUCAGCAGCAGACAGAGCAAGCUGGAAACAAAAUAUCGAAGCAAGAUAGACUCUCCGGACAGCUUUGCCAUGUCAACCGACAUGGAGAGGCUGCCCGAGAGAAUCCAGGGAAUCUGCAUUGCCAAUGAGAGCUACCAGAGAGCAUACCUUGCAGCAGGCUCGUUUGUGGAUGGGCACUUUGUGGAAGGGCCUGGUGAAGCAGAAGACGAAACUGCUGAACUCACUGGGACCUCAAGCUGCCCUCAGCCAGAGGAUGGAGAUUUAGAUGACAAGCAUCUGUCUGAAUUCACUCACUUCUAUGAAGUUGAUAUUUAUCAAUCCAUAUUGGAUACUAGUGCCUCAGACUCAAUACAAGAGAGUCGGAUCUUAAGCAUGAUUCGACAAAAAAGCAUAGAGCAAAGAGACGUUGAGGCAGAUUGUUGUUUAGUGUUAGAUGGCCUUGAGCAGCAAGGGAAAAGUGCAAUACGGACAGACUCACAGGAAGCUUCGGGAUCUGUUGGAUUCUUUAUGGAGGAUCUGGAAAACAUGGCUCAAGUGUGGGGAUGUUAUUCACCAUCUACUUCAGAAGAUAUCGAUGGAGAAAGCUUCGUUGGAGACUCUCCCAUUCGCCUCUCCCCCCUUCUCGAUAGUGUUUCGUUCACCUCGAGCAAACUAUCUGGAAAUCUGGAGGAGCCACCUGUUCCUGAAGCCGCCAGUGAACCAUCUGGUUUGAACUCAUCCUGCUUCUCUCUUUUCGAGCUGCAGUAUGACAGUCCCACUUUUCCUUUUCCCCGCGACUCACUCACCGUUGGUCACGAAAACAACACAGAUUCUAGUAGCUGUCUCGACCCACAUUCUAAUAAACAGUCUCGUUUGCUAAUAUGGACCAAAAAUAGUGCCUUUGACGAAACUGAACACUGUUCUAACCUUUCAACGCGAACUUGCAGUCCGUGGUCACAUUCAGAGGAGACUCGUUCAGACAACGAGCAAGGAAAUGCUGCGACAGAAGAUGCUGCUCAAAUUGGCAACAAAGAGAUUGAUUGUAUAAUCCCUCCUCUCUCCGGUGCUUAUCUAGAGGAAGAAAUCUUGGAUUUUUUGCAAGAGGAGACUCGCCACAAGUGUGAGGAGGUCAGCAUUGGCACAGCAUCCAAUCAGACCACCAAAAAAUCGAAAUUGGAGUCCGUUUGUGGAAUUGCAUUGGAAGAGGAUGAGAGUAAACAGUACAGCACUGGCAUGUUUUCAGACAACACAAACCAACAGAGUGAUGAUUACAGCUCAGGGAUAAUAAAGGACAUUUGGACUGCAAUUGGAGAUGGCAAAUCUAAAAUGUCAAGGCAAGGAGUAGAAAAUCCAAGUGAGGGUCUAUUCUCUGAUGAGUCAGGCAGUUACUGCUGCAGCUGUCUGGAUGUGCAGGCAAAAGGUGUUCCAAUUCAGGGGCCUCAGAAAAAAGCAGUGCAGCGGUCAGAGUAUCACCUUUGGGAAGGCAAGAAAGAAGAACAGAACUUAGCCAAAAACAAACUUUCAAAGGUAGAUGGUGCAGGGGAUUACAUGACUCCGUCCAAGCCCUGGGACUUGAGCUCUGACAAGGAGAGUACGUCAUUUAUCCUAGGAGGGGUGUAUGGAGAGCUGAAGACGCUAAGUGGUGAUAAAAAUUGGGCUGUCGUGCCACCAAGUGACACCCAAGAUAGCCUGCUCAAGUGCGCUGCCGCAGCUGCAUCUGCUUCUAGCUCGGACAUGCUCACCAUCACUGGCACAGAUGUGUUCAUGAACAGGAGCAGCUGCUUUGCCCCUGGGCACAGGCCCCUGUGGAGGCCUCUUGUGUCCUUUGGGCAGAGUGACCAGGCCAUUAAAGGAGGCGGAGAUGGAUUGAAUAAGGGAUUUUCUUUCAUCUUCCAUGAAGAUUUGCUCGGAUCGUACGGAGGCUUGCAUAGUGAGGAGCAAGGUUUAGAAUACCCGUUCGCAUCCUUCAACCUAAACAAUCCCUUCUCUCAAGUCCUCCAUGUUGAGUGUUCUUUUGAGCCUGAGGACAUGGCUUCUUUCAGUCCAGGAUUCAAGCCCAAAUCUAUUCUGUGCUCGGACUCGGAGAGUGAAGCCUUCCACCCACGAAUAUAUGGCAUCAACCGGACGCAGUACAGGGCCAUUCGCAUUUCCCCCAGGACCCAUUUCCGACCAAUUUCGGCCUCCGAGUUGUCUCCUGGUGGAGUGAGCGAUUCGGAGGCUGAAACUGACAAAGAGGAGAUGAGUUUUCCCGUCCUGGCGCCGGUGGACGUCUUUGAUGAUCCUCAGGCAGACCUCAAACCUCUGGAGGAGGAUGCAGAAUGUGAGGGCCCUUAUUACGGGAAGUCAGAACUGGAAUCUGGUAAAUUUUUACCCAGAUUAAAGAAGUCUGGCAUGGAGAAGAGUGCCCAGACUUCUCUGGAUUCACAGGAGGGCUCCAGUACCCUCCUGCCAAUCGCUGAGCAAGAAAUUUGCUUAGACUGCAAAACGGCAGCAGCUGUAUCGACAGCAGGUGGACAGACAGAUGUCUCAGUCGACAAGAUUCAAAAAGAGGAAUCUUCAGGAGAAAAACAGUCCUGCUUAUGUGCACCAGCAGGCCAGAUCCCCAAGUAUGGGAUUGCUUAUGACUUUGUUGGAGAUGUGCCAGAGUUCCCUCUGUUAAAUAUAAGUGGACAGGGAGGAACAGGCAACCAGCAAGAUGAGUGCUGGUGGCAGACCACACUGUGCUCCCCCCUUUUCCCUGGAUCUCAAUGCACAGGGAGCAGCAACAUUUGAAAACUCCAGUUUUGCAGAGGUUGUCUAGAGGGAACCCUCUUCUCCUUUUGUGACUGGACGUCUACCAGCAAAGAUUCAGGGUCAUCUCAGAGCUGGAAAAGCUAAUGUAGGCUAAUUUAUCUGAGACACCCCUUCAACCCCCCCCGCACAUAACCCCUGCUGGUUUUCAUUUACUAACUUAAAUCCAUGUGUAAUCAACAAUCAGAUCAACAAGAAGUGGGUGAAAAAUAGGAAAACUCAAAAAAUAUGUUCUGUCUUUGAGUGAUGCCAGUGAUGUGCGGACAUGCAUUUUAGAAUUUCAGUUGAUUCUUCUGUACACUGAUCCUCAUUCAAGUCUCUCAGUUAGUUAGUAGGGACAAUCUUUUUUUCUAUCCUUGUCAGUUUUGUUCCCACCAAUUUGCUUUUGAACCAGGUUGCUGGUAGUUGGUGGUGUCUGAAUGGUUGUGCAUGUGUGUUUGUCCAGCCAGUCUCACUCCUUUUUUCUAGUUAAACCUAACGUUGUGUGAAACAACUGCAGUCGCAUCCUCUACUUUCCAUCUUGUGUUCAGAAAGACAACAAAAGGAUGUUGAGGUUUUUGAGUUGUGUAAGAGUUUGAGAGUUAAACUGAGCUAGUUUGGUUGGAAGACUUUCUGAAUGUUAAGUAGAGAAUGUGUGCAGAUUUCUUCUAAAUAUCCGUAAAUUCCCCAUGUGUGAAAAGUUACUAUAAAUGAGUCUGAUUUUUGAAUGGUGAUAGUCUUUCAAAAGCUAGAAGUAGACUUAGUAUGGUUUGUGAGGCUAAAAUAAUAAAAACCCUUCAAAAAUAAUAA